Molecule: messenger RNA, 2438 nt
Organism: Dermacentor silvarum
Lineage: Eukaryota; Metazoa; Arthropoda; Arachnida; Ixodida; Ixodidae
Product: polyisoprenoid diphosphate/phosphate phosphohydrolase PLPP6
Exons: 3
Coding region: 91-738 (215 amino acids)
Molecular function (GO): sphingosine-1-phosphate phosphatase activity
Source: RefSeq, a predicted model, not a curated record
UUUGGAUGUUGCUUUAUGCGCUGUUUGUUCUCCGUGUGAUCUCUGUGCUGAAGGUUGUGGGAAGUAUUUAAGGAUAGUGGCAGCUGGGCCAUGUCUGGUUGGAAACAGCACCCUCUGCUACUGCAGCUGAAGGCUGCUGAUGAGCACCUCUCGAGUGGCCUGUUCCUGGCCUCAAACAAUGGUUCACCUUUGGCCCACUACCGGCCCACGAUGCAGAUGCUUGAGUACUCAGCACAUGGCAUCCCCUGGCUCUUCGUGUCAUGCCUACUCAUUUGGUUCGUCACUGACCGAGAUUUGGAGGCAUUUUAUGUCAACUUGCUGAUAGCACUCGUGUUGGACCUCAUUGCUGUGGCCUGUAUUAAGGCAGUAGCUCGGCGGAAACGGCCCCCAGUCAACGUGCACGACAUGUUCUUCACGGUAUCAAUUGAUAACCACUCAUUCCCAUCAGGUCACGCAUCACGUGUCAUCUUCCUGGCAUGCCUGUUUAUCAACUACACAACAAUCAAUGUGGUCUUCAAGGUUGCUUCAUUGGUGUGGAGCCUUUCUGUGGUUGCAUCACGGGUGUUGCUGGGACGGCACUAUGUUGGUGAUGUGAUAGGUGGUGCCAUACUUGGACUGAUUGAGUAUUUCAUCAUUAUGAACAUUUUUUGGAUGAGCACUGACACUGCACUGAAUUUCGCAUCGUACUUCACAACAUUUGAUAACCUGCAUGGUGGCAUUAAAGAAGUGGAGGUUUGAACAAAGCUGGGUGGCUGCAUGACACCUCUUGUUGUAGAUAGUGUCAUCACUUAAUGCCCCUCUUUGUGGUGCUCCUGUUACAGCCCAGUGUGUUUGUUGUGAUCACUUCAACAUUUUAGAUAUGUGGACACCUCUUGGUGAGAUUCGGCCUAGAAUAGAGGAAAUUGGUUCGAUAUAGUGACAGCAGCAAAUACAGCAAGAGGCCCUUAAAUAGUUCACUGAUGCUUUUUACCUUACAGUACACUACAUUUAGGAUAAAUUUGAAGGUACCUUCGAAGUCAGCUUGUCUCCUAAAAAGUUUGGCUCCUCACUAGGUUUUAGCAUUGUAAAGAAACAAGCCCGUUGCAUUGCUGACAUAAUGAUAAUUGUUUCCUCAAAAAAUUACACCUAUGUAUGUCACAAAAACGGCUGAAAAUUCAGGCGCAACUUUUUUAUCAAUGCAACCACUCUCCUUGCCCGCAAAGACUGUGCAUGUCACCUAGCACGUCAAAAGUCUCGCCUGUACAAUCUGAGAUCAGUAUGGGGUGCAGCACAUCAAAAUAGCCAGCCGAAAUGGGAACAUGGGGAUUUCCCUGAUUAUCGUAGUGCAUAAAACUGCUGCCAGAAAUGCACCACACAGUAAGAAAGCAAGAGAUCAAAAAAGAGAAAGACUGCUUGGGCAUAAAAGUGGCGUGGGACCGCUAUGGCAAAAGGUAAGGGAGCAAUGUGGCUUGCAAAACACUAGUCCAGGCACGGGGAUAAAGCUCAUGUUGCGAGGAAGGUCUGCUCCCAUCCUUGCCGGAUUGCUUCACAUUCACUUGCUUCUAUCUUUGCCAUUAGCAAACCGUUUUGAAAAAUUAUUGUGAUUAAUUGCUUCCUGAAAGGCACUUCACAGCUUCCAGUACAUAGAAAAUUUUCGGUGGUUCCUGGUGAGGUUUUUUUUUUUUUUUUUUUAAAGUGCACUGAAUCAAUGAAAGAAUAAACAGAGGUUCCUGCAUAUUCAAUAUGAAAAAUGCUGACAAGGAGUUCUUUGAGGGUCCACUUUCAGUAGUACUGCAUAUCCCAUUGAAUUUUCUUCAAUAUGAAAUUAGGUAAUGAAUGCCAAUCCCUUAAUAUAAACUGCACUGUUGUGAACUGAAACCCUGGCAUCGUCGCAUUCUUCCAUGUGUUCAUUCAAUUUGUAACUUGGUGUUUGUAUCAUUGAUUAGAGUUUAUGAACAUAACAGAGCAGAUAUCUUCAACAGCUUUUUAAAAUCUUAAGACCAUUUGGUUUUGAGUACGACCCUGUUUUACUUUGUUUGGGUAAAAAUAGCCCAAAAUAUCCUCAAAUCAGGGAACGGCAUCUAUAAAAAUGAUCGCUUUCUGCUCAGUUAACCCAAUACAAGAAAUAAUGAAAGAAAAUAAAGGUGCUUAACCCCAAAAAGCUCAAACACCAUUCCAAAUUAACGAAAAUUAAAGCAACAUUAUCUUUUUUUAACCAUAGAAAAUACAUUCAUACCAAAAAAAAAGAAACAAAAACGGUGAAAUUUUGAGUUAAUAAUCAGUUCAUAUAUUCAAUAAUAAACUAAUUAGUAACUGGGUUGAUCAGCUAUCCGCAACCUAAACUUUUGCUCUAACAUGUCAAAAAUGCCACUAUGGUUCCUGCGUUGUGUUUACCACGCUUCAAUCAGCAUUUCGAGACAUUGAAGUCAGCAUAUCAAAAAUUAUAUGUUGAGCUUUCU